This is a messenger RNA of Nelumbo nucifera (sacred lotus), 1248 nucleotides long. RefSeq names its product growth-regulating factor 5. Gene Ontology annotation, molecular function: ATP binding. Lineage: Eukaryota; Viridiplantae; Streptophyta; Magnoliopsida; Proteales; Nelumbonaceae. Gene Ontology annotation, biological process: regulation of DNA-templated transcription; DNA-templated transcription; developmental process. The record is from RefSeq and is a predicted model, not a curated record. Gene Ontology annotation, cellular component: nucleus.
GCUCUUAUCUUUCUCUCUCUCUCUCUCUCUCCCCCUCCCAGACCCAGUCACAGACACCAGAGCCUCCCUUCCUUUCUCUCAGUUGCAGCAGAUCUGUUGUUAUUGCAGUUUCAGAGUAUAGUUAUACCUAACUCCUACUGGGUCUCUUUUGGUUUUCUUUUCCUCUGGUUAAGUGAGGAGCCAGCCCAUGUAUAAGCAUGGAAGCCCAAAGCCCACCUUGUAAGAUUGCUCGUGUUGCUGAAAAUGGAAUUGGGUCGAUGGGAGCAGGGUCACCUUCGGUUGGGCUUGGGCUCGGACUUGGGCUCGGGCCUGGGCUUAGCCAUGGAAAGUCUGGGUUCACCUUUCUUCAGUUGCAGGAGCUAGAACACCAAGCUCUUAUCUUUAAAUACAUGGUUGCAGGCGUGCCUGUGCCUGUUCAUCUCGUCCUUCCUAUCUGGAAGAGCGUUGUAAGCUCAUACGGUGGUGUUAAUGGUGGGAUCUAUCAACACUACCCAAGCUUCUUAGGUUGCACAAGUCUGUGCCUUGAUUACAGAAACAGCAUGGAACCUGAACCAGGGAGGUGCAGAAGAACAGAUGGGAAGAAAUGGCGUUGCACCAAGGAUGUUGUUCCAGAUCAAAAGUACUGUGAGAGGCACAUGCACAGAGGCCGUAAAUGUUCAAGAAAGCAUGUGGAAGCCUCUCAAGGUGGUGCUACUCCCCCUUGUGCUGCUGCUGCUGCUUCUUCUGUUAACGCCACAACCAGCAAAACAAACAACGAUUCUCUGAACUCAAACACCAAUCUAUCCAUCUCAAUCCCAGCAAAUCUUGAACUCACCACCACCACUACCACCACCAACACCAACACCAACAACAACAACGAUGUCAGUGGAAGCAACACCAGCAAUAACAUCAGCAACAGCAAUGCUGGUAUUAAUGUUUCUCCAAGCUUGGGUUUUUCUCCCAAGAGUGUCCUUCAAAGUGGCACCUGCAAAACUGACUCCUCAUUGUGAACAGGGAGACCCUUCUCCCCUCUUCUUGUUUUAGGGUUUUAGGGUGCAGUUUGUUGAAGGAUUCAAUCAAAACUCCUUGCUUCAAAUGGGAGAGACAGUUAUUGCUGGUUUUGUUUGGUGGAGGGGGAGAAAAGAACUGAUGGGUUCCACCAUUGGUUAACUUUUUAGGUUUAAAGGGAAAUAUCAUGUUUUUAGCUGAUCCUACAUGUUUGUUCAGAUCUUAUAUAUGCUUCUACUUUUCCUCUUAUGCUCGCUCAUA